Molecule: messenger RNA, 1328 nt
Organism: Zychaea mexicana
Lineage: Eukaryota; Fungi; Mucoromycota; Mucoromycetes; Mucorales; Lichtheimiaceae
Product: DNA repair protein RAD51
Exons: 5
Coding region: 104-1111 (335 amino acids)
Biological process (GO): mitotic recombination; chromosome organization involved in meiotic cell cycle; double-strand break repair via homologous recombination
Cellular component (GO): condensed nuclear chromosome
Molecular function (GO): DNA strand exchange activity; ATP binding; single-stranded DNA binding
Source: RefSeq, a predicted model, not a curated record
AGCAGCUUCCAGAAAAAAAGGCCCUUCUUCUUUUCCAACCUUUCGCGCCGACGUUUUGUUGUUCUCUCUUAUCUAACGUUAACCAAGAAAAUACAUAAUUACAAUGUCGCAAAAUCAUAAUUCAAUGGAAGAAGACGAAGAAGAUUAUGGACCGUUGCUAAUUUCACACCUUGAGCAAAGUGGUAUCUCAUCUUCGGAUAUUAAGAAGCUCAAAGAUGCUGGCUAUUACACAGUGGAAGCUAUUGCAUAUGCACCCAAAAAAGCAUUGCUCGCAAUUAAAGGCAUUUCGGAAACCAAGGCUGACAAACUCAUCGCUGAAGCUUCAAAAGUGGUCAAUUUGGGAUUCACAACUGCCAUGGACGUUCACCAACGAAGACAAGAAAUAGUCACAAUCACGACAGGCUCAAAAGAACUUGACAGAGCGCUUGGAGGUGGCAUUGAAACGGGCUCAAUUACCGAGAUUUUUGGCGAGUUUCGAACGGGAAAAAGUCAAUUGUGUCAUAUGCUUGCGGUAACAGCUCAGCUUCCUAUUUCCAUGGGUGGUGGCCAAGGAAAAUGCAUGUUCAUUGACACCGAAAGCACGUUCCGUCCAAGCCGUAUUCUAUCUAUCGCACAACGCUACUCGCUCAACGGAGAAAGCACACUCGACAAUAUUGCGUACGCACGCGCAUACAACACGGAUCAUCAAACGGCCUUGCUGAUCCAUGCGGCCGCCAUGAUGUCUGAAACACGCUUUUCCGUCUUGGUCGUUGACAGUGCGAUGGCAUUGUACCGUACGGAUUAUGCAGGACGUGGCGAACUUGCUGCGCGACAGACCCACUUGGCACAAUUCCUGCGGUCGUUGCAGCGGCUGGCUGAUGAAUUUGGCGUUGCGGUGGUAAUUACAAACCAGGUGGUGGCUCAAGUCGAUGGCGGCGCGUCCAUGUUUAAUCCGGAUCCCAAGAAACCUGCUGGUGGCAAUAUCAUUGCACAUGCGUCGUGCACUCGGCUGUACUUGAAAAAAGGCCGUGGCGAGAAUCGUAUCUGCAAGGUGUAUGACUCUCCAUCCUUACCGGAAAAUGAAUGCACGUUUGCUAUCAUGGAAGAUGGUAUCACGGAUGCUGUGGAUUAAAAAGUUCCUCACCCCCUUAUCACUGUGCUCCUCCCAACAUAAACGACUGUCUUCACGUCACAUCGUACAUAUCACAAUACCCACAUCCAUCAUCCGUUUUCCCGUUUCUUCCACUCGCAUAUUCACUCCUAUUCUCUUCUACAUAUGAGUUUCGUUCUCCCCUGGCCCCCCUAACCACCCGCCUACUACCUAUCAAUACACCAUGCACUAUGCGCAU